Messenger RNA from Ectocarpus sp. CCAP 1310/34, 408 nucleotides. The record is from the annotation of a GenBank genome assembly. Lineage: Eukaryota; Phaeophyceae; Ectocarpales; Ectocarpaceae.
AUGUCUCUUACGUUGUACUGGGACCAAUCUCUCCCUCCGUAUGAAAACCUUUCGGUUCUGCUGUUGUAUCAGCUUGUCCACAAGUACCAAGUAUCGGAGGCCAUGUUAACGGGUUUAUUGGCUAUUCUGCGCACGCGUCACACCGGCAAAGGUUUCGACGUUGACGACAUCCGACACAUCACAGCGAAACACUUCUACGGCAGGAGAAUAACUCACCACCCACUUCUAGCGGUAGUCGAGACCUUUGUGCCCUCCUCGAAGGACAACGGAACUUCUGUGCCUGUUUAUGAUAAACCGUGCAACCUGCUCGUGAACCGUAAGAUACAAUCCCCGUCUUCAUCGAGACAUGUGUGCAGAGUUCGGGCGGUGAAGUGCUCAGAGCCGAAGAAGCAGAGCCAAAUGGAUUGA